AUGUGCCUCACGGGCUACUAUUACUCAGAAAAUGGACCGGGCAAAUUAUCCAGCGAUCGAAGUCUACCCAUCACCGUCAAUAUUCUGUUUGCGGUAAACUCAUACGGAACAUUUAUUCAGUUAUUAUUGUCUCGCUGGAUCGUGAUGCGCUACCGUCGGCUGCAAGUUGCUGUCGAAGCCGUGCAAGAAGUCGAGGGGCUAUUGGGAGAGAAAUUCCUGGCGCAGCACAAGAGCUCGCUUACGACAAGAUUUUUUAUCGGCUUUACUAUAAUCCUCACAGUGACUAUGGGCAGUACGAUCGUGGUGAUGCCUCUUGUGCCGUCCGUCUUACCAGAGAAUCCGUCCGCCGUAUUAGUAGCAAUUAUAUUAUUCCUGCUGGCGCUAAUUAUCAUACUGAUUGAAUGCACACCUCUUUUAAUAUAUCUGUGUUAUUACAUAAUAUCGCACUACAUGCAAAUGAUUUUAUUGCAUUCUGAAACGGAUCGUGCUGAAGAUCAACGAAAUUUGAUCGGGGCGGAGAAUUUAAAAAUCUUGAGACGCAACGCACUGAUAUUUGACCACCUCUGUCAUGCUUCAUCAGAAUUGAAUCACAUUUUCUCCGUCCCUGUCUUAAUUUUAUUGAUAAUGAAAUUUGUCUCGGUCAUUAGCACAUCCUUUUUCUCCAUUUAUUAUUUUGUUCAUAGAACUGAUGUGUUGGAAAAUUAUAGUUUAUUCUUCCCUUUUACUUUUUUUACGGAAGGGACUAGAAUAUUAAUUCUACUCUUUGCCGCAGACAUGCCCGUUAAUCAGGUCUGUUUUCUUCGUGAACGAUUAAUUAGAAUGUCACAUUCCAGAUUUUACCGGACGUCGGCUGAAAAAAUUGCGGUGAUGACUGUCUUGAUGCAAAUUGAUGAAGGACGGGUCCGCUUGUCGGCUGCUGGGCUGUUCGACGUUGGGGUUAAUCUCAUUCCAGCAGUGAGUGCCUCAUCAUUUACCUAA
Daphnia pulicaria is the source of this 978-nucleotide messenger RNA. RefSeq lists its product as uncharacterized. Lineage: Eukaryota; Metazoa; Arthropoda; Branchiopoda; Diplostraca; Daphniidae. Gene Ontology annotation, cellular component: membrane; dendrite; neuronal cell body. The record is from RefSeq and is a predicted model, not a curated record. Gene Ontology annotation, biological process: sensory perception of taste. The coding region runs from base 1 to 978 and encodes 325 amino acids. The transcript has 5 exons.